Messenger RNA from Andrographis paniculata, 3234 nucleotides. Its product is annotated as DNA ligase 1. Bases 435 to 2840 code for a protein of 801 amino acids. The record is from RefSeq and is a predicted model, not a curated record. Lineage: Eukaryota; Viridiplantae; Streptophyta; Magnoliopsida; Lamiales; Acanthaceae. Gene Ontology annotation, molecular function: ATP binding; DNA ligase (ATP) activity; DNA binding. Gene Ontology annotation, biological process: DNA biosynthetic process; DNA recombination; lagging strand elongation. The transcript has 18 exons. Gene Ontology annotation, cellular component: mitochondrion; nucleus.
CGCAGCCGCACCACCAGGUUCUUCCCCACCUUCUUCUACGUCAAUUCUCUUUCCUUUCGUCCUUCUUCUUUCCUCCUCAUACUUCUUCGCCGUCGCCGUCGCCGUCGCCGCCGCAGCCGCGCACCAGGUUCUUCCCCCAUCUUCUUCUUCUUCCCCAAUUCUUUCUUUUCUUCCAUCGUCUUUCUUCCUCCUCCUAAAGUCGCCGCCCCGGUUCCAAAUAAAACUGUAACCGCCGGUUCAAAAACCGGAGAACCGACGGUUUGAACCGGCGGUUCUGAACCGGAUGGGCAAGUCUAGACUUUAGUGAGAAUCUGUAUUUUCAUCAUUUAGACACGCCACCUCCGCCAUGGAGGGAUGAUAAUUGGCAGUAGUAGACUCGGAUUGAUCUGCUCCGCCGCGCGAUUUUUUCCCGCCAUUUUAUUUCCUUCUUGUUGAUGUUUCCACUGGGAUUGAGCUGCCGUCGAUCUGUUCUCAUCUCAGUGCUCAAUUUCUCCACCAAACUGCCGCUCCCUUCUCCUCGUUUAGCAUCACUGAAGCCGUCGGUUUUUCUCGCAAAGUUCAACCCUAGAUUGAAAACAAUGUCUGGCUCUCGUCCGUCGGCAUUCGACGUCCUCAUGUCCAACGCUUCCAAAAAAAAGAAAAGUCCGUCUCAGCCACAACCAUCGCCGGCGAAAGAAGGGAAGCGCAAGACUCGCCAAACCCCUGAUUCAAACCCUAAUAAAAAUGCCGCGGAGGAAAGUCGAGAUAGCGUCAAGAACACGUCCGCAAGCCAAGCUGUGUUGGCCAAUGAGGAGAAAUCAUUGAAGAACACUUCCGAUGGAGGUAAAGAGAAAAGUAGGCCAAAAUCCAGCGAUGAUUCGAGUGGAGACACGGGGUUGAAGAAGAAGGCCAAGGUUUCGAUCACACCUGAUGAGAGUGCUGUGGAGUUGAAGAAAAAGGCAGCAGCUUUUGAUGUGAAGAGGGCGGCCUAUUGGGGGACGGGGAAGAAGGUGCCUUUCAUGUUUGUAGUGAAGGCUCUUGAUGCUAUAUCGAAGGAGUCGGGCAGGAUUGCCAUUACAGAGAUUGUGUGUAAUCUGCUUAGGACAGUAAUUGUGACUUCGCCUGAUGAUUUAUUGGCGGUGGUGUACCUUUUGGCAAAUAGAAUUGCACCUGCACAUGAGGGUUUGGAGCUUGGCAUUGGAGAUGCAUCGAUUAUCAAGGCCCUUGCGGAGGCAUGUGGGGCUAAAGAAGCACAUAUCAAGAAGCAGUACAAGGAGCUUGGGGAUUUAGGUCUAGUGGCAAAGGCUAGUCGUUCAUCACAGCCUUUGAUGCAUAAACCGGAAGCAUUGACCGUUGCUAAAGUUUUCAAUACAUUUCGGCUUAUUGCCAAGGAAUCAGGCAAAGAUAGUCAAGAGAAAAAAAAGAACCACAUAAAAGGAUUACUUGUUGCUGCAAGUGAUUGUGAACCUCAAUAUUUGAUUCGUUUGCUCCAGACAAAACUACGUAUUGGUUUGGCAGAACAAACUCUGCUGGCAGCACUGGGGCAUGCUGCUGUAUAUUCUGAGGAGCAUUCUUCGCCUCCUAAGAAGAUUGAUAAUCCUUUUGAAGACGCUGCAAAGAUUGUCAAACAAGUGUAUUCGGUAGUACCAGUCUACGAUAAAAUCAUUCCUGCCCUUCUCUCUGAUGGGGUAUGGAAUCUCCCGAAAACAUGUAGCUUUUCACCUGGUAUUCCUAUUGGUCCCAUGUUAGCCAAACCGACCAAAGGGGUUUCUGAAAUUGUUGAAAAGUUUCAAGAUAUGGAGUUUACCUGUGAGUAUAAGUAUGACGGUGAACGUGCUCAGAUACACUAUAUGGAAAAUGGUUCAAUUGAGAUUUACAGUAGAAAUGCUGAGCGGAAUACUGGAAAAUUUCCGGAUGUUGUGGCUUCUGUUAUGAGAUUGAAAAAUUCUUCCGUAACCUCCUUUGUUCUUGACUGUGAACUUGUUGCAUAUGACCGUGAGAAGCAGAAAAUCCAACCUUUCCAGGUUCUCAGUACUCGUGCUCGGAAAAAUGUUGUCUUGAGCGAAAUCAAAGUCAACGUAUGCAUAUAUGCCUUUGACCUGCUGUAUAUAAACGGUCAAGAACUACUGCAGGAGCAGCUAGAUGUCCGCAGAGAUCAUCUUUACAAAUCAUUUCAAGAAGAGAACGGCUUUUUCCAGUUUGCCACUGCGAUAACAUCGAAGGACUUGGAGGAAAUACAAAAGUUUCUCGAUGAUGCUGUUAAUUCUAGCUCUGAAGGGCUGAUUAUCAAAACUUUGAAAAAAGAUGCUACUUAUGAACCUUCAAAACGGUCUCAUAAUUGGCUUAAACUGAAAAAGGACUAUAUGGAAAGUAUUGGUGAUUCGCUAGAUUUGGUUCCAAUUGCUGCAUUUCAUGGCAGGGGUAAACGGGUUGGUGUCUAUGGGGCCUUUCUUCUUGCUUGCUAUGACAGUGACAACGAGGAGUACCAAAGCAUUUGUAAAAUUGGAACGGGAUUUUCUGAAGCUACACUUGAGGAACGCUCAGCCAGUCUUCGUUCUAAAGUCAUUCCCAAGCCAAAGGUAUAUUACCGAUUUGCAGAUACGCUCAAUCCAGACGUAUGGUUUGAACCGACUGAGGUUUGGGAAGUCAAAGCUGCUGACCUCACAAUCAGCCCCGUUCACCGUGCAGCUGUAGGUAUCGUCGAUCCUGAUAAGGGAAUUUCCCUCCGAUUUCCCCGCUUGCUCCGUGUCCGUGAAGACAAGAAUCCAGAGCAGGCAUCCUCAGCCGACAUGGUUGCAGAUAUGUAUAGAGCACAGAAACAUGCCCAGAAAGACAAACCAGACGAAAACGAGGAUGACUGAAAUAGACUAGAGGAUAUGCAAACCACACGCCUUGCACAUCUAUAAAUGUUUCUUUUUCGAUCUAAUGUCAACAGGCCCUGUAGGACAUGGAAUCCAUGAUCGAUCGAGUUCUUCACCUGCGCUACGCUGUCAGUAAGAUUGUAAACUAUUCGUUAAGUCUUUGUAUGGAGGAACUGUCUAGAAAAUGUAUGCAAACGUAUUGUUUCUUUCGAUUCGAAUCAGGGCAAUGCUGGUUCAAGUUUUUGUCUUCAAUUUUCGUACGAAAGGCAGACCUGCAUUUUUUCGAUUCGAAUGUUGAAGGGCAUGUAGUUGAUGAAUAUAUAGUUCGAUCAGUUUUUAACAUCAAGUUCUAUCUUACAGUAUAGCUGCAACAUUACAAGAUUUGGCAUCAAUU